UCGCAUAAAGCCUGCCUAUUCACGGGUAGCAGCAAACAGUCUGCAUUCACCCGAUGCGCAGUACACGAGAAAAAGUGUCAGCUAGAGUUAGUUCUGCUUUGUGUCCAGCAUGAAGACAACCUACAUCUUUCAGCUGCUGAUCCUGGCGGGAUUUAUCCACCUCAGUGUCCAGUGGAGCGGUAGUGUAUGUUCACGAAGAAUCUGCGAGUACAGGUUGGAGUAUCGGUGUGCGUACAGAACAUGGAGAGCAUGCUGCUAUUAUAAGCGGUACAAAGUGCCGGACUGUCGGACUGUCUAUUUCUGCUGCCCUGGAUGGCGAGUUUCCACCAAUGAGAAAUGUGACGUGGCAAUCUGCAACCCCCCAUGCUUGAACGGAGGUAGUUGUGUAACCCCCAACAGGUGUCAGUGUGGUGAUGGUGCUGUGGGACCAACGUGUAACUCGUUGGUGUGCAACUAUCAGCGGCCCUGUUUCCCCGGGACAUGCACCUCUCUCGGCAGCAACAACGUCAACUGUGACUGUUCAUCAGGCUUCCGGUCUCCGCCAAGUGGCCCUGGCGAUUAUUGUAGAGAAUUGGAGUCAGAUCAACGACCAGUUAUCUUUGAGGUGCAAGCAAGAUUUGGAUUUUGGAUGAGAGGAACAGGAAGAACGCCCAUGGAAAAGUAUUCAUUGUAUGUGGACUCGACAAACUCCACCGAUAUUGACUUCGUGUGGACAAACAGGAAAAUGUUCAACCAGUUGAACAUCAAUGCAUCAGCUCAGUAUAUGGCUGAAAACAUCACUGCGUCGCCAUUCUUUGUCAAGGAUUACGGACUUGGCAUUGCUCGUGCUGAAGCUCGUCUGUAUCAUGAGAAAAUACCUUACACAGGGUCGUAUUUUACAACGGCACAAGUCAGCCUUGACCAGACUAUACCCUGUGAACCUGCAGUCUCGAGUGGACAACCAACUGAUGAAUCCUACAUCUGUGAUAUUGACAAACCCAAUUAUGACCGAUCUCUCGAAAAUGGCGACAAGUUGACCAUUACAUUCAAAGUGUGGAGUGGAGGUUACCGACAACUGAGGGAGUUUACUGGAAAUCAGUUCGUUGAUCGACAGUUUCAAAACUUUAUAGGACAAAAUUCGGAGAAAACCAUGGCUUACCGUUUUGACUUCCUGACACCAACUCACACAUGUCUCGAAAUAGGAUCGAGGUGUACUUCCGUCUUUUCAUUGGAUGAUGAUAUCACAAAGGGUUCUGUCAUUCUCCGCUGGUCCAACUGGACUGACGUACCGUCAGGCAUGCAUCGCUACGCCUGGGAGGUUUUCCGGCUACAGGUGGAUGAGAAUCAGGUGCUGAAGGAGUUUGAACCCUUGAUGCCCAUACAUGGUCCUAUUGAAGUCAAUCAGUCAUCAUCUGCCUCAAACUCCUUCCAGGCCACCUACAGGCCUUCACAGUCUGGAGUUUACUCCUUCAUCCUGGAGGCCUCAGACAAGGCCAAUAACUCUAUCUUUGUAAGAAGGAUCGCCAUAUACGACCCUGUUUCUAGUGUUACUAUAGAUGAAGGGGCAGAUAACCGACUUUACAUAUCAUCCGCUGAUCCUAGAGGGGGAUACAACUGGCAAGACGAUCCUUCUAGACCCGUCACGGUCACAUGGACCAACCACUUUGUCAACCUGAGGCAUGAGGAGGGCAAGUGGUUAAAUGAAGUCCUUGCCUACCCCCCACAGCUCGAGGACUUCUUGAAAGACAUCCCUAAAGACUCCGGACAGGAUGACCACGAAGGACAGAGGACAGUAGACGCAAUACCAAACAGGAGAGGUGUUGUCAAGUUUGAGGUUGUUGUUAGGAAGGACAGUAAUGGUGGCAAGAAUCAGCAGGAACCAACCUCAGGCUGGGUGGAUGUCGGACUCAAUGAAACAUACAUUAUACCUGCAGGUUCACACGGAGCUCCAUUGACGAACAGAGACACAGUGACAGUUUGGGUGAGAGCUACAGAUGUCCUAGGUAACACCCGGGUAAAUUUUACCAGGGUUCACUUUGAUGAUACACCACCUGAAGUCGAGCAGCCUGUGUUCCGGAGGAACAUCCAGACCAACAAUGUUCCAUUUAGUUCCACUGUUGAAGUCAAUGUUCGGGAUAUGCAGAGUGGUCUGAAACGUGUGAACCUUUUCGUCAGGAAAGUGAGCAACAAUCUAAUGAUUGUUAAUGAAACUUUGCCUCUCAGAACCAUUGAUGCGUGUGACAGCUUUUCAACGUGUUACUGUACCACCGUCAAUCCAGUCUGCUUCAACAAGACACAGUUUCUGCCCAUCAGCAACUGCUGGUUAAAACACCCAAUGUUGGAAUCACAGACGGUGACAAUGGACAUGGAUUUUGUGAACAUGGCGGGCAUCCAUACAACAAAGAGCUUCACUGUGGAUAAACUAGAUACACUGAAUGGAACACAAGGAUCGCUAGCACCUGUAGACGUGACUGUCACAAAGACAGAAACGAACUUAGUGACGCUGACGUGGAAACACUCCCCUAGUUGUUACAGCCGGACAGAGAUGUGGAUCAACUACGAGGUGAAUGGACAGACGGUGACGACCCUAAUGCACAAGACAGCCACCUCCCACACUCUGGUCGGCCUCCAGCCAGACACAACCUACACCAUCGUGGUCAUCUCCCAGUAUGGGGAGUUCAAGAGCAGGGCUGUCCCGGUGACCGCCACAACAGGUAAUAGUUUUAGUGUUCGUGAAGCUUUCGAAGAAUAAACGCAAUGCAUCAGCCACCUCUGUGGUCUUCCAGUCAGGAACAGUCACUACUUUUGAACUCAUCUCUUACAACGGGAAGGUCUUUUCGUUCUGUAAUGUUAAGAACCCAAUAUUCUGUUCUUCUGCAUUGCUAACCGUGAUUUUAAGUAAAGAUACAUGAAUAAACGUAAUUAAUUAAUACAUUUGUGUUUACUGCAUAUGUGUCUAGCUGCUCACAUAUGGAGUUAAAGGUUUAGAAGUUCUAAAACUUUUAACCCAAGUUAAACAAAUUGUUAUAUUUUGAUAAUGGUAUCAUAGUUUACCGCUGCAUGCGAUUGUUUGUGCAUAUAUAUUGUCAGACUACCUGUUACAUAUGUUUGUGUGAUCGGUGCGUUUGAUGGUCUGUAGAGCAUGUGUGUCGCUGUGGUUAAAAGUGAGUGUUUGGUCUGUGAGAUAUCAGCUUUCAGCUUGGGACACCUUACACUAUCCAAAGUGUCAACAUGCAGCUGUGACGUUUACGACAGUUAACAAUUCUAUUUAUUGUAAAGUAUUACUUACAUACGAAUAAACUAAAAUCCCUCUUAAUUCAGUCUUUUGAUAAUUAAUUCAUAUUGUGUAAAUAUUUGUAACCAAAUGAUGCCAUAUCUGUUAUUUCUAUUUUCAGCAUAUGGAUAUACAGAUGAUUUCUUCACAACAUAGUUACUCUAUGAAGGUGUUGAGGAAUCAAAACAUGUAUCUAUCAAACGCACUUAUGAACUGGAAUAUCACUUCUUCUAAAUGGAAUAUUGUUCCCAAUAACAAGAAGGAUGUAGUACUUUUAAUUUUUAACUACAUUACCCUGUAUCUCUAAUGCGAUUUUAUUAUGUUAUUAAUGUUUUAUUGGUAAUCGAUGUUCAAAAUGGUAGAAAUAGAUUGAUAAAAUAGUAAGAUGUAUUUGAAAACCCUCUAUACAUUCACGCUAUACCAUAUCAUCGCAGAGAACCGAGCAUUGGUCCAAAGCUGUGUUUCAUAAUUUGCAUCCAUCACUGACAUAUUUCAGGUUAAUUCCAUGUUUCCAGUCAACGUGAUAGGUGUCAUUCUUAACACCAUGGGUUUGAUUUCACUGGUCCAGAUCUUUCAGAGGGGAUAUCAACUAUGUGACAUGUCGGUGGUGGAUAGCCGGAUGGGUGAUGGGUGCCAGGCAAUUAUAUGAACGCUAAGCUGGUCGUCAACCUGGUGAACAAAUCUUGUUAAACAUUUUAAUUUUUGAACUCUCAGUACAACAAAGAAACUAUGAUUAGCUCUCGUCUGCCCUCUUCAUGUCCAUAUUUGCUGGCUGCCGAACAAUUUACAUUGUAUAUUCCGCUUUUAUUUGGCUGAAAUACUGUAGUACUUUUGCAAAAGUAUUUUUUAAGUUAACUGGAGUUUCUUCACAGAAGAAAACGCCUUUGUCCAAUGAUCAGUUGAUGAUCAGGAAUGAUAUAUGUCCUCUGGAAUACUGUCAAUCUUUGACACUAUGUUUUGUAUACACAUGGCAUUAUUUAACAUAGUUUUGACUUGAUAUCAAAUAUGCAAUACUCGUGUACAACAUGCUAUAUAUGAGGAGAAAUUGACUAAUGUAGUUGCAUUGUCUUUCCAGACCAGACACGACUCCCAGUGCUACACAACUUUAGGCCAAUCUUGUUGUCUUGACUGCUGCAACAAGCACCGGCAAGAUAGUGACCGAUGGGGCUCUGACAAGAAUAUUAUAUUGACAAAUGCACCGACUAAUAUAAGGAUAUAAUUUGGGGAUAAUUAUCUAUCUCUUCUCCAUUUUGUGAUAUGACAAGCAUUUACCUCCAGCAUUGUUAGUGCAAAUAAAUUUGUAAAGACACA
Haliotis rufescens (red abalone) is the source of this 4564-nucleotide messenger RNA. RefSeq lists its product as uncharacterized. The record is from RefSeq and is a predicted model, not a curated record. Gene Ontology annotation, molecular function: protein binding. Lineage: Eukaryota; Metazoa; Mollusca; Gastropoda; Lepetellida; Haliotidae. The transcript has 14 exons. Bases 110 to 2731 code for a protein of 873 amino acids.